UGAUUAAAAAAAUUCUCUCUGGUUUAUCUCCUUCAUCACCAACCAAUCUCUGGAAAUUUUAAUUUGAACCCAAAACCCUCUUUCUCACACUCACUACUCAGCCCUCACCCUCUAGGUCAAGCACGCACACACGCACCAGUGCACCACCGGCCAACAUCACGGCACCAGCUCGAUCCAGAGACUGAUUACUUGUGAUGGAACACGGGUCGCACUCUGAUGAGAGUAAAUCAACAUUUUCUCUGACAGAUGAGGAUCAUACUUUUGCAAACGCUAUCAGAUACACCUUGAAUCAAGAUCCGAGAGUGACAUUUUGUGGGUACAGCAUUCCUCAUCCUUCAGAUAAUCGUGUCAAUAUUAGAGUCCAAACAACAGGGGAACCAGCCCGUGAGGUGUUAAAAGAUUCAUGUCAGCAUAUGAUGCUUAUGUGCCAGCAUGUUAGGGGCACUUUUGAUAAGGCGGUAAACGACUUUAAAAGCAAAAAGGGUGGGAAGGAUAUGGAUAUCGAUUAGCGUAUUAGUUAAAGUUUUAUGUUUAUUGAAGUUGAUUUUGAUGCGUAUUGCUGGGAAAUUUUUUCAGUACUACUGUAAUACUUACUUCACAUCUUAGAGCAUGAAACAUGGCAUCUCAAAAUUCUGAUAUAUCAUAUAUCAGUCUUUGUUCUAAUAUUAUGAUAUUAUGAUACAAAUAUUAAAUUAAA
Lotus japonicus is the source of this 697-nucleotide messenger RNA. RefSeq lists its product as uncharacterized. Gene Ontology annotation, biological process: DNA-templated transcription. Gene Ontology annotation, cellular component: RNA polymerase I complex; RNA polymerase III complex. The transcript is spliced from 4 exons. Gene Ontology annotation, molecular function: DNA binding; protein dimerization activity; DNA-directed RNA polymerase activity. The record is from RefSeq and is a predicted model, not a curated record. Lineage: Eukaryota; Viridiplantae; Streptophyta; Magnoliopsida; Fabales; Fabaceae. Bases 195 to 509 code for a protein of 104 amino acids.